Messenger RNA from Diabrotica virgifera virgifera (western corn rootworm), 3390 nucleotides. Its product is annotated as pikachurin. The transcript is spliced from 10 exons. Lineage: Eukaryota; Metazoa; Arthropoda; Insecta; Coleoptera; Chrysomelidae. The record is from RefSeq and is a predicted model, not a curated record. The coding region runs from base 278 to 2779 and encodes 833 amino acids. Gene Ontology annotation, molecular function: calcium ion binding.
UAUACUAUUUCAACCUUCCAUACUUGACAGAAGGGCAUAUAAAGCCUACAUCGAGGAAUGCGUAUGUAGCCGAGAGUGACACUCUAUUAUGACCAAAGAAUAACAACCCCGCGGCCGUGGUGUUGGUGCAUUCAACAGUUGAUGACUCCAUUAAUAAUUUGGAAUAAUUUGUGUGACAGUGCGCGUAAUGUGUUAGUAAAGCGUUUUAAGGGUCUCUAGGGCCUAGUACGGGCAAGGGUCGGCAUUCAUCAUGCAGGCCCUUUGAAGUGCUUCGGACAUGGGUUACACGAGGGGCAUAGGGCCCCUGCUGGGGCUGGUGGGGCUAUUGCUGAUGGUGGAGUGCACUGGGCACGAGAACGCGGACGCUGAUAAACUGCAAUUUGAGGCGGCAUUUCAAGGAAAAUGCGACGAAAGCAGCCCCUGUGAGCAGCUCUGCUACGAAUUGCAUGACGGAAUGUAUGAAUGUGACUGUAAAGAAAGGUUUAUUUUAAGAGAAGAUGGGUACAGCUGCUACGAAAUAAAUUCAACGGCAUCGCCUCCGUCCUUAGAAGACCUAAGAUACAACGGUGUAGAAGACAUUUUAUACCAAAAAGACGCAGUGAUAGACGUAGUGGAAUUCUCCCCGUUGAACCUGUCAGAUUCCAAGGAAAUUUCGAAAUUAUCAACGGCUCCUUCAAGUCAAAUUAAUUAUACGACGCAAGGCCCUCGCCUGGAACAAAAAUUAACGUCGGAAAGUUUAGCCGCGUCAAAGGUGACGAAACCCAUAACGCCUUCGGUGGCUAACGUUACGGUUACCGUGUCGACAGUGAAACCGUGUCCGUUGGACUGCGGUCCCGGCGGGGGCUGCAGUUUAGAAAACGCCGACGAAUCGCCGAUGUGUCUGUGUCCUUUGGGGCGAGGCGGCGAAAGGUGUAAUGAAGACAAGGAGAUCCAAUCACCUCGGUUUACGGGUUCCAGUUGGCUGGCGUUUCCAGCGCUUCGAGGGGCCUACAAACACGUCCAACUCAGCCUGGAAUUGAGACCAGAAGCAUACGACGGCAUUUUUUUCCUCACUGGCGAGAGGGACGACAUGGCCGGCGACUUUAUGGCUCUGUUGCUUCAUCAGGGAUUCGUCGAGUUCCGAUUUGACUGCGGUUCAGGCGUAGGCGUCGUGCGAUCCGAAGAAACAGUUCUCCUAAACCAAUGGAACCAUAUCACACUCUACAGACAUCGAUGGGACGCCUGGCUUCAACUCAACGGUGGAAAACACGUCCAAGGUCGCAGUAAAGGACUAUUUUCCAGAAUCACCUUCAGAGAGCCCCUCUUUAUUGGCGGUCCAGGAAACACCACAGGAUUGACGGAAAAACUGCCUGUCUCGAAGGGAAUGAAGGGCUGUAUAAGACAUCUGGAAGUCAACGAUCAUACGUAUAAAUUUGCGCUAGAACCUCAAGGAGAAGCUACUAAGGGUUAUGGAAUUGAGGAAUGCACGGCGGACAGAUGCAGUCACGUGCCAUGCCAACAUGGCGGAAAAUGUCUCACGAGCGACAACUCUGCGAUAUGUCUUUGUCCAUUGGGGUUUUCAGGAGACUUGUGCGAGAUCCGGGUUGAUUUACAGGUGCCUUCAUUCAACGGUUCCAGUCAUCUGAGAUACCGUGGUUUAGGAGAAAGCGCUCUAACCUGGCUGGAUCUCGACGUCACGUUCAAACCUACAGCUCCAGAUGGACUACUCAUUUACAACGGUCACAGGAUAGAUGGCAGUGGUGAUUUCAUAGGGCUCUACCUGGAUAACGGAUACGUUGUCUUUACUUACAAUCUCGGAACUGGAUCGGUUUCGGUUAAAAGUCAAUUCAGUGUGAUCAUUGGAGAAUGGCAUCAGCUAAGAAUAUCCCGUACCGGACGCCUGGCUAUCCUCUCAGUAGACAACCAACUCCCGACGGAAGUACUGAGUCCCGGCGCCUUCACGCAGCUUUCCUUACCUCAGAACCUCUAUCUGGGUGGAGUACCGAACUUCGGCAUUGUUGCGCCGCACAUCAACGCAAAAACUUCAUUCGUCGGUUGCAUACAACAGGUAGAGAUCAACGGAAAACCAGUCACGAUUCUGGCGGAGGCGCUAGGUGGGGCUAAUGUUGAUAACUGUCCGCAUCCUUGCGUUGCAAGACCUUGUGGUGAGGAUGGCGAGUGUGUACCAGAAAUGGAGUAUUUUUCUUGCAAGUGUAAACCAGGUUACAGAGACCAUCUGUGUUCAAGAGGCCCGCCGUUUUUCCACGGCACUAACAGCUACAUCCAUUUAAACGACAUUACAACGAUGGACGCUAUCUCUACAGAUCCUUUUGUGGUGAAUGUCCGAUUUAAGAUUUCCUCCAAGUCCGGACUGCUUUUGUACGCUUUAGGAACUGACAGUUUUCUUUCUCUUGGACUAGAGAAUGGAGCUCUCGUAUUGCGGUUUAGUAUUAAGGAACGAGGAGAGGAAAUUAAGGUAGUUCACAAUUCUACGACGGUCAACGAUAAAUUGUGGCACAGGGUAAAAGCCGUUAGAAGUGGAUCUGCAGGUCUGCUGAUAGUGGACAACGGACCAGCGAUCACGCGCCAAUCAGUAGACCUAUCGAAGAGAAGAAUCUUCAACCCGAAAGAAGAAGGCCUAUACAUAGGAGGCAUGCCCCAGACCGCGCUCCAGACGCUCACGAAGUACACCACCAGCAUCAUAGGCUGCGUCGCCGAUCUGGUCAUCAACACCGACCUCCACCUUCAACUGAUCACCCAUUCGGAAAUCGGCCACAACGUAAGUGAGUGCGAAGCAUGAACGAGUCAAUUAAUAAACAAAAAAGUCAAUAUUUAGCGCAAUUGAGACCAAGACGGCGCCCGAGUUGAGACUUCUAAAGAGGGGCCUAGAUUUUUAGAUGAAGUGUGAAUUCUACUGUCUGGAACUUUUCCUAUCUUCACUGACAUUUGUGUGCUAAUUGUGUGAACAAAAAACAUAAGGCUGAUUUACCGAAACAAAAAUAUUCUUUCUCAGAUGCGGCAGUAACAACUGAUAGUAGAGUAGCAAUACCGACGUCUUAAGAAAGUACAGUCAAAAAUCGUGACGAGACAACUCGUAACGCGACAGUUCGUAACGCCAACAAUUCGUAACGGCGACACUUCUUAACGGCAACAAUUCGUAACGGCGACAUUUCGUAACGGUAUAAUUCGUAACGUCAAAAUUUUCCAAUCGAAAUUACGUUUAUCAAUUUAACGAAUAGUCCAAGUAAUGAAGCUUAAAAGAGGACAAAACCUCGCAAUUUUUACAGAAUGAAUCGAUUUGCUUGAAAAUUUGAGAGUAAGUAGUGGAUAGUCCAAGGACCAAAAUCUAUAUGAUGCCGAAAGGCGCUUUUACCAUGGGGGUGGUUGCCACCCCAUCUCGGGAGUGGAAAU